This is a messenger RNA of Symbiodinium natans, 1320 nucleotides long. NCBI's taxonomy places the organism in Eukaryota, Dinophyceae, Suessiales, Symbiodiniaceae. The record is from the annotation of a GenBank genome assembly.
AUGUCAGAUAUGUGGGCACAUGUUGGCUGCGCAGCGGCUGCAGCGUUGGAAGAGCGUGGCACGUGGAUGCGUGAUGACGCGGUGGCGGCAGAGACUGCAGCGGACGUGCGCCGAGAGAUCUUGGACUGCUUCGAGCAAGGCUUGCUAACACAAAGCGGAAACAAGCUGGCCGUCAGAACUUCUGAUGGCCACCGCGGGGGCAUAGUGCAGAAGAAGCCCCAUGUCUACGAGGCUGACGUGAUCGUCGAUGGCCUUGUGCAGUGCCCCGAGGUGCUGGAGAAAUGCCCGGUGCUGUCGGCGCUGCUGGCCCAGGAGAUGCAGCUGCGCAAGAUGUUCAACCUUGCGACCAGCUCCUGGUUGCAGCUUGAUCGGCUCGAGCAGGCCAAGGUGCAGGUCAACUCUGGCUCUGGUGGGGCGUUUCCCUGCCACUUCGACCUGCCUGCAAGCUCUGAUGCGCGGCGGGUUUUGACCGUUUUGUUAUACCUCAACCCGGACUGGACGGAGGGUGAUGGAGGGGAAGUGGAAAUAUUCCCAUUCCCUUUUGCGGACUCGUGCGUGCCGCCGCUGGAUAGACGCCUUGUUGCUUUUUCGUCAUGCACGACACUGCAUCGUGUGCGGCCCUUCCAUGGAGCUGCUGGCCGUGUUUGCAUCAAUCUGUGGUUCGAGGGUGAGGCGCAGAUCCCUUUUCCUGCCCCGCUGCGGGCCUCUGCGUCCUACGACGAGCAAGUUGUCAAGGUGGUUCGCAUACUCCGACAGCAGCCCCCUGAGCUUAGAGCCUUUUGCAAGGUUUGGUACAGCGACCUCCUGGCGCAGUCCUUGCGGGAUGCCUUCGAGGCCUCCGAGGCGCUCGAGGCGGCCCUGGACCUGCACAGCGCAGAGAGGCAGGCGGUCGAGUCCCGAAUCGCCCCCGCCACGCUGCGGCUUCUGCGGGAGUUCUUGCCCCUGGAAGAUGUAGCCAUCGAGGUGGAGGACUGUGCAGGGUACUGCCACACGGGCCUUGAAAUUGUGAACGAAGACUUGAACGAGGAAGCUGCUGAAAUGGCGGAUCUCUUCGAUGGGUCUGUCUUGCAGAAGUGUGUCAAGGACAAUUCGCAGGUGCUCAUCAACUGCCGCAACAAUCGGAAGAUUUUGGCCCGAGUGAAGGCGUUCGACCGGCACUCAAACAUGGUCCUGGAGAAUGUGAGGCAGGGGGAAGGGGAUCUUGUGAUUUCUGUCCUCGGGACUCGGGACGGUGAUGCAACAAAGCAGAUGAAGAAUGGGCGGCUGCCUUUUUGCGCCAGGGAGAUGUGGACUGAGACGCCGUCGCUCAGCUGCAGAUGA